GACAGACAAGGGUUGAUCUCGUUCUGUCAAAGAGGUCAAAAUAUGUCAAUUGCCAGGCUUUCUUGCGUAGAUUUAUAAUUAUUAAAUUUCUCAAAAAAUGUCACGCGAUAAAAGCGUGUGGUUUGCUGAGGAGAUACUGUUGGAUGCUAAAUUAAUAAAUUUUCAAUUGGAGACGGGAGAAUGGGAUGCUGUGGAGGAAAUGUUGCGAGCGGAGGCGCAACUUUCCCGAGACGCAGAGACCGGACGAUUGCGGCCGAAAAAAGCGUCAGAGUAUACUUUACGACUAAUAGCGGAAGUGCUUCACAUAAUGCGUUUGGAUGUUGAGCAAGCUUCUUACAACAGAAGCACGCUUGCAGUUGCUGAACAGUGUCUCCGGCUAGUCCGCUCCUGUGCUGCGGCUGGCACGAAGAUGCAGACUUACAUAUCAAAAGAACUAUCAAUUUUAGACUCUAUGCUGAUCCUAGCUACAGAAUACCAACACCCAAGUGUUGACUUCAUUAAUGAGGAUUUACAAAAAAAGUUUGAAUCCUGCAUGACAGUUCUCAUGCAGACUUUAGGAAACCUAGUUGUUAAUAAUCCAUUCAACCAAAUCAUGAUUUGGAAUAAAUUUGAUGCCAACAUCCUCAACAGUCUUGUUGGGUCCAAUGAUAAAAUAGCCACAGCAGCUGCCAUGAUUGUCUACAACAUUUUAUUAGGCCAACCAAAUGUGUUGCCAGACGAUGUGACUUUGCUAAACUCCUUAGCAUACAUGUACAGUAAUGGCAACACUGAAUACCCGCAUUUAAUAAUAGAAUACUUAAUUGGAGUGGAGAAUACUUACAUAGAGAAAUUGUAUUCGAAAUUAGAACCUGAAUGUAGGAUGCUUGUUUUGAACUUGGCAUACAAUAUAUUAAUGUCAACAGAAUCUCAGGAUAUCAAUGUGUCCGUAAACUUUGUGAAGUUUAUGGCUCAUGAGUUUAAAAGUAAAUCAGAUUGCAUACUGAAGACUGUUGACAAGUAUGUGAACUCUAUAGAGCCUCAAGAAGUUGUUUUUCUUUUGGAAAUUAUAGCGACGGCGUCUAGUAUGGACACCUAUAUGGACUGUUUACAAACAGACAGCUCUUUGUUUAUAAAUUGUGCUUUCCUUCUCCGGGCAAUACAUAAGCUCGGUAAAGAAAGCAGCAAUUUCUUUUCAUCCCUCAACAAACUAUAUGAAGCGACGGGUAAAGUUCUUAUCAAUGAUGAGAAUCUAUCAACCAACAUGCCUUGCGAGAAUCCUUUCCCGGACGCCAAAAACGGACGAAGCAACUCCAAUGUUAAGAUCGACGCGGAUUUAUCGAAAGUUGCGUAUAAGAGGAGCAGUUCCGUUCCGAAAACUGACGACCGCGUGCCUUUGCCGACGAGACGGAUCAGUCUGGAACACAAGAUCGAUAUAGGGGACGACAACGAGCCGCCCCUGAUCAUAGACUCGUCCUCGCCGAACGGGAGCAUGAACACUAUAGCGGAGGUGAUCCCUUUAGCUCUGCAGUCGCGGUUGGAACUGCAGCCCACAAGCAGAACUGAGUCACAAGACAGCUCGCCCAACGAUCCCCCUACAGAAAUCCACUUACCCAGAGAGGAGUUGAAAUGCGAAGUGAAAGCAUCUCCGAGUGAGAUAUCUCCCCCUUUAGCCGACAGCUUACCUGAAAAUGAAUCGCAGAAGCAAUCUCCUGACACCCCUAAGGAGAUUAAGAAGAGCCAGAAUCUGUCGACUGACUUCGACUUAAGUGAGCAGCUGCAGAAGAUUCUAGGUAUAUCGUCGGAGAAGACUCGUGGUGACAACUCAGCGGCUGAGAAGAAAAAUGAACCGGCUAAAGAAGUGAAAAUUUCUGACGAGGCGCCUCAGAACAAGGUGCCAUCGGUGAAGAUUGACUCGCCCGAGAGUCAGAAACCCAGGCUCGGCGCGAUAGACAUGACGACGCCAAAGAAGUCGAUUACCAGCGUGGAGACGGUCGAACGUCACGUGGCGUUCGGGUUCAAAGCAACCCUCGUACGAACACUCGCCAAUCUCUGCUGGAAGAAUCAAGAGAACAAGAAAUUGAUUCGAGAACUUGAAGUCAUCCAAGUACUUCUUGACUGCUGCAAUAUUGACGCUCGAAAUCCCCUUAUUAUGCAGUGGGUGAUCUUCGCCGUUCGCAACCUUUGUGAGAACUGCCCGGAAAACCAGGAGGUAAUAUCAAAGAUGACUCUUCAAGGUCCAGUUGACACGGAGAUUCUGCAGGAGAUGGGGCUCACGCUCCACGCCGACUCUCAAGGCAAUAACAUCAAGAUCGUUCCUAUGUCUCGCGGAUAAACAUUAUAAAUCAAAUAUGUUGACUAGCCUUCUUGAACAAAAUUCAAGAAAAAAUACCUUUAUAUUUAUGGCCAAAGUAAAAUAGAUAUAUAUUUGUACUGGCAAUUUAAUUCAGUUUUAAGUGUCAUUUUUGACGUUUGAGACGAAUUAUGUAAGAUAGCCAGUUUCACUGAAAUUCAAAGUGGCCAGAGUAUUACUCAAACCGUUUUAUGUAAAAAAAGUAAUCGUUAUUACUAUAGCUUAACAUUUUAAUCCAAAGCUGCUGUUCAGCUGUUAUACGCAAUAAUAAACUACACUAGUUUGCUUGUUGCAAGUUAUCAACCAUGUAUCCACGAUUUAUAAAUAUUACAAAUAAAUUAUGAAUACAUAAA
Molecule: messenger RNA, 2682 nt
Organism: Trichoplusia ni (cabbage looper)
Lineage: Eukaryota; Metazoa; Arthropoda; Insecta; Lepidoptera; Noctuidae
Product: ataxin-10
Exons: 8
Coding region: 98-2311 (737 amino acids)
Biological process (GO): neuron projection development
Cellular component (GO): cytosol
Source: RefSeq, a predicted model, not a curated record